AUGGUUGCCCAGGAGAUCAGAUGCGACGAAGCAGACUUGACCUUCAAGGCUUUGGUGGAAGACCUCAAGGACAACACCACGGUCACGCACAUCGACCUCAAAGGGAGCAAGAUCGGCGAUGCGGGUGCUGAGGCUGUGGCAAAGUGCCUCAAGGAGAAUUCUGCGGUCAUGCGUAUCAACCUCACAUUCAGCGGCAUCGGUGCUGCGGGUGCUGAGGCCCUGGCGCAGGGCCUCAUGCAAAAUACCGCGGCCACGCGCAUCGACCUCGGAAUGAACGACCUCGGCGAUGCAGGUGCUGAGGCUUUGGCAGGGUGCCUCAAGAAGAAUUCCAGGAUCACGUGCAUGAACCUCGGGAUGUGCGGCAUCGGCGAUGCAGGUGCUGAGGCUUUGGCAGGGUGCCUCAAGGAAAAUACCACGCUCACGUUCCUCAGCCUUGAGUUCAACCUCAUCAACGAAGCAGGUGCUGAGGCUUUGGCCGGCUGCCUCAAGGACAAUUCGUCGGUCACCCACAUCGAUCUCUCAAACAACAGCCUCCUUCCUGCAGCUCUCGGCGGCGCAAUGGAUGCCAUUGAGACGGCCCUCAAGCGCAACCGUGAUGUAGCCAAGCAGGUUCAGGCUGUGGAGAGUGACGAGGAGCCAGAGGGCCCGUCAGUGCUCCCGGGACAUCCGCGCAUGCAGGCUUUGGUGCAGCUCUUGGAGGAGAACUCCGUGGCCGACUCCCUCGAACUGGCUGGACACGCCAUCGGCGCUGCAGGUGCUGAGGCUUUGGCCGGAUGCCUGAAGCUCAAUUCCACCGUCACGCGCAUCAACCUCACACGCAACCACCUCUUUGAUGCAGGUGCUCAGGCUUUGGCAGGGUGCUUCAAAGACAAUUCCACGAUCACGUGCAUCAACCUCGCAGAAAACAUCAUCGGCGAUGUGGGUGCCAAGGAGUUGGCAGUGGGUUUCAAGCACAAUUCCGCGGUCACGCACAUCGAGCUGGAAAACAACAACGUCGGCGCUGCAGGCGCUGAGGCUUUGGCAGGGUGCCUCGUGGAAAAUUCCACGGUGACGCGCCUCGACAUCUCAUCGAACAACAUCGGCGAUGCAGGUGCUGAGGCUCUGGCAGGCUGCCUCAGGCUCAAUUCCGCGGUCACCCGCCUCGACCUCGCAAGCAACAAGAUCGGCGAUGCGGGUACUGAGGUUCUGGCAAGGUGCCUCAAGGAGAAUUCCACGGUCACGCACAUCAACCUUGGGCUGAAUAGCAUCGGCGAUGCAGGUGCUGAGGCUUUGGCAGGGUGCCUCGAAAGCAACGACACAGUCACGCACAUCGAGCUCGCAUACAACUUCAUCGGCGCCACAGGGGCUGAGGCUUUGGCAGGGUGCCUCAAGCACAACACCACGGUCACGCACAUCGACCUUGCAAACAACCACUUCGCAAGCCCUGAGGCUUUCCGUCCGCCGCCUGAGGCCCUCCGAGCCAUUGAGGCGGCCCUCGAGCGCAACCGUGAUCUGGCACAGCGGGCGCAGGCGCCGGCCCCUGCCUCGGCCCAGCCCUAG
Messenger RNA from Symbiodinium natans, 1539 nucleotides. The record is from the annotation of a GenBank genome assembly. NCBI's taxonomy places the organism in Eukaryota, Dinophyceae, Suessiales, Symbiodiniaceae.